This is a messenger RNA of Vollenhovia emeryi, 5169 nucleotides long. RefSeq lists its product as uncharacterized. The record is from RefSeq and is a predicted model, not a curated record. Gene Ontology annotation, molecular function: nucleic acid binding. The coding region runs from base 1 to 5169 and encodes 1722 amino acids. Lineage: Eukaryota; Metazoa; Arthropoda; Insecta; Hymenoptera; Formicidae. The transcript has a single exon. Gene Ontology annotation, biological process: DNA integration.
AUGGCGCAAAAAAUUGAGUUAACAAAAAUUAAGCAAAGAAAAAGGAUAGCUAAGAGUGGUUUCACGCGAGUGGAAACUUUCUUAAAUACGUUAGAUGCAGAGACUGUUGAUGUCGAGGUGGUAAAGUUGCGAUUAACUAAAUUAGAGGAUUGUUGGAAGUCGUUCGAAGAAAGUCUAACUGAUCUAGUGAGUUACGAUGAAACGUUAACAGAUGAGCAAGCCGAUGAAGAGUUAAUAAUCCACGAAGAAAAAUACAUGAGCCUAAAGUUAAGAGGAGAAAAAAUAAUUAAAGAUCGCGUGAAACCAGUCUCAGUCAGCAGUGCGCUUAACCUAGCUGCAGAAGUUUCGGAAGGCGUCGGGACGCGAAUAAAUGAAAGUCACGUAAGAUUGCCCAAGAUAGAUUUACCCGUCUUUUCUUAUGAAGAAUGGCAUUCUUUUUUCAACACAUUUAAUUCUCUAAUACACUCCAAUAAGUCGUUAAAUGAUAUUCAAAAAUUCCAUUAUUUGAAAUCUUCCUUAAAAGGUGAGGCAGCUGAAACUAUAGCUUUAUUAGAGAUCUCGGAAAUUCAUUAUAAGGAUGCUUGGCUCAGGCUAAAAGAAAGGUACGACAACGAGCGUCUCGCUGUUCAAAAUCAUAUCAGAGCAAUAUUUGAAUUACCUGUGUUGAAAAGGGAAAAUAGCGUAAUGUUAAGAAGCAUAUUAGAUGGCACAUUGAAACACACUAGAGCAUUAACCGCGUUAAAAUGUCCCACCGAGUCUUGGGACGAUUUGCUGGUAUACAUAAUUACUAGUAAAUUGGAUUAUAUAACAAUAAAGGAAUGGGAAGCUAGUUUGGAGGUCCAAGUAUUGCCUAAAUUCGCAGAACUAACUGACUUUCUUACGCGAAGGUGCCAGAUGUUGGAAGCCGUAGCCAGGAGAAGCUUAUCCAUGACACCGAAUGUUAAUUCACGUCAAACGAACCCGGGAAAGGUGUCGAUGUCUCAUGCAGCUGUGACGAAUGUUAAGUGUUUGCAUUGCAAGGGCGAUCAUCAGGUUUACCAAUGCAAUAGCUUUAAGGAGCUUUCCAUAGCGGAGCGUUUGAGCAGUGUAAGGGACUUAAAGUUAUGUUUGAAUUGUUUUAAGGGAAAACAUUUUGCAAAGGAUUGUUCGGCUGGCGGUUACAAAAAAUGUACUAGAAAGCAUAACACUUUGUUGCACGAAGAUCGCGACUCAUCAAAGGAGGUUAAGGAGGAUUCGACGAAACAAAAUGUAAUUCAAGAGAGCACUUCGGGCAAAGCGGUUAAUACCAUAUGUACGCAUUUACAAUCAAAAGAGAUUGCGGAGUCCCAUCAGGUGCUGUUGUCCACGGCUAUAAUUAGAGUAAAGAACCACAAAAAUCAAUAUAUAGAAGGCAGGGUACUAUUAGACAAUGGAUCCCAAUCUAAUUUCGUAACCGAAGAUUUUGUUAAAAGGCUAAAUUUGAAAACGAUUGACAAUAAAGUUGAGAUAAAAGGAAUAAAUCAACAUAUUUCUCAUGCCGUGAAAUCUUUAAAUUUGGAGAUAACUUCUCGUUUUGGUACGCACAGUUUAGAUUUACCAUGCAUAGUGCUUCCUAAGAUUACUCAAACUUUACCGACCAUUGUAGUAGACACAACCCCUUUGAAAAUACCAAAGAAUAUUCGAUUGGCCGACCCGCAGUUUGAUAAGCCGGGCAAGAUCGAGUUGCUUAUAGGCGCGGAGAGGUUUUGGGAGUUAAUCUGCGUGGGGCAAAUAAGGUUGGGAAAGCGAAUGCUGAUAUUGCAAAAAUCGCUAUUAGGUUGGCUUGUAUCGGGGCCGACAAAGGGAGAAAAGGCGGAGAAAAUAGCUCAGACUAGUUGUAAUUCAAGUAUAAUGGAGGAGUUAAAUAAAACAAUGCGUAAAUUUUGGGAAGUAGAGGGAUAUCGGGAAAUGAAAAAGUUAGAACCCGAAGAAGAAUAUUGUGAAGAGCACUUUAAAGCAACCCAUGCACGCCAUACAAAUGGUAGAUUUAUAGUAAAAUUACCGGUCAAAGAAGAAAUAUUAAAGUCUUUAGAUGGCUCCAGAGAGGUAGCGUUAAAAAGAUUUAUAGCUUUAGAGCGAAAGUUUAUUAACAAACCGGAACUAAAGAAAGAAUAUGUAAAAUUUAUACAGGAUUAUUUACAGCUGGGUCAUAUGAGAAAUGUAGUUGAUCCCGAUAAAGAUAAGCUGAGAGUCUUUUUACCACAUCACGCAGUAAUAAAAGAGAGUAGUGCUACCACAAAAACAAGGGUAGUGUUCGAUGCAUCCAGUCAGUAUUCAAAAGGUAAAUCUUUAAACGACGCGUUAUACAAGGGUCCUGUCAUUCAGUCGGAUUUAUUUGACCUAAUUAUACGAUUCAGAUGUUAUAAAUACGUUUUGUGUGCGGAUAUAUCAAAAAUGUACAGGCAGAUUUUAGUGCAUGAAGAACAAAUUGCGUUGCAAAGUAUUCUGUGGAGAGAAGAGCCCGAAUCAAAGAUAGAGGAAAUGGAAUUGCUUACUGUAACUUACGGUACAAAACCGGCUUCUUCCUUGGCCACUAAAUGUUUAUACCAAUUAGCCGAAAGUGAAAAGGUAAAUUAUCCUAAAGCUGCGAAAAUAGUUUGCAGGGAUUUUUAUAUGGACGACUUACUAACCGGGAGUAAUACUAAAUCCGAAAUUAUAGAACUACAAAAAGAAUUAACGGAAUUGUUAGCGAAAGGUGGUUUUGAACUACAUAAAUGGAACUCUAACAUAAUAGAUCAAGAGAACAAUAUAAAAACAGAAAGUAAAGAGGUAGACAUUAGUAAGGACGCGGAAUCUAAAUUAGUAGGUAUAUUAUGGAGUCCAAGCAAAGAUACUUUUCGAUACAAGGUAUCAUUAAAGGAGGGCGAAACUCGUGUAACAAAAAGAGUUAUGCUAUCGCAGAUUUGCCGAUUAUUCGAUCCUUUAGGUUUAGUGGGGCCAGUUAUAACGUUAGCCAAAAUACUUAUGCAGGAACUAUGGAGUUUGGGUAUAGAAUGGGAUGAAUCCCUCCCUAUGCAUCUUCAUAGAGCAUGGGAUCAAAUGAAACUACAAUUAUAUUUACUUAACGAGUUAGAGAUACCUAGAUCGGUAAUCCCGGGCAAAACGAAUUCACAAAUACAAAUACACGGUUUUUGUGACGCCAGUGAAAAGGCUUAUGAAGCCUGUGUAUAUUUACGGGAGCAAGACGAGCGUGGUCUUUUAACAGGUUCCCUACUGUGCUCAAAAUCAAGAGUAGCGCCUAUGAAGGCACUAUCAUUGCCUAGACUAGAAUUAUGCGGUGCAGUGCUACUGGUAAACUUGAUGGAUAAGGUAAUAAAUAGCUUGCAUUUGCAGAUACACCAGAAAUUUUACUGGACAGAUUCAAAGAUAGUGUUAGCAUGGAUAGGUUCCUCGUCCAGAAAAUGGCAGGCGUUCGUGGCAAAUAGAGUUAGUGAUAUUCAUGAUAAGUCUUCACCUUCAGAUUGGCGACAUAUAAGUUCGAAAGACAACCCCGCGGACUUGAUUUCCAGAGGGGCCACCCCCGAGCUAUUAAUGCGAGCAGAUAGUUGGUGGAAAGGACCACCAUGGUUGAUGCAGGAUAAAGAAUUCUGGCCGGUGGAAGGUGAGGAAUUAUCAUGUGAGAGCGUUCCAGAAAUGCGAAAACAAGCAAUAAUAGCGACAGCUGUGAAUUGUGAAGCGAUUAUUAAUUAUAAUAAAUUUUCUCCGUUAAAUAAGCUACUGCGAGUAGUUGCGUAUGUAUUAAGAUUUAGUCAUAAUAUACGAUGUGAAAAGAAAAGGCGUGAAAUAAGGGCAAUAACUGCUGAAGAACUCAAGAAGGCUAAGGCGUCUACUAUCAAGUUAAUACAAAAGGAAGAACUUAAAGAUGAUAUUAAGGCGUUGAGGGGCAACAACAAGGUCCGAAGAGAUUCCAAGUUAGUGUCGCUAUAUCCGUAUUUGGAUAGCAAUGGAAUAUUGAGGAUCGGAGGAAGACUGAAACAUGCGACGUUAUCUGACGAAGUUAAGCACCCUAUCUUGCUUCCCGCAUCGCAUUACUUUACCACUUUGGUAAUUUUGCAUCAUCAUGAAAGAUUAUUCCACGCUGGUGUCCAGACUUUAAAUUCCAUUAGGGAAGAAUUUUGGCCAAUCUUCGCAAAAAGUCGUGUGAAGAAGAUUCUACGAAACUGUGUAAGAUGUCGCAAGGCCCAUCCUAAAGCCGGCUGGCAAAUGGGAGAGUUACCGGCAGUCAGAGUUAACAUCAGCAGACCUUUCUAUAACUGUGGAGUAGACUACUGCGGCCCUUUCCUCGUCCGGGAUCGAAUUCGUCGCAACAGUAAGAAAUACAAGGUAUAUGUGGCUAUAUUCAUUUGUAUGGUCACAAAGGCGGUACAUAUAGAAUUAGUAGAAGACUUGACAACCGAGGCCUUCUUAGCCGCUCUAAAAAGGUUCAUCGCAAGAAGAGGCAAAGUGAAAAAUAUGUACUCGGACAAUGGAAGAAACUUUGUGGGUGCCGAUCGUAUACUACAACAAGCUUUAGAGGAUACGACGUUCAAUAGCACGGUGCAAGAGUUUGCAACUAAAGAGCAAAUAAGUUGGCACUUCAUACCUCCAAGGUCACCUCAUUACGGAGGUUUAUGGGAAGUAGCAGUGCGUUCUAUGAAGCUACUUCUAAAGCGUACUUUGGGUGAGGCGUGCCUGACAGUGGGAGAAAUGACGACCGUAUUGACUCAAGUAGAAGCGAUACUAAAUUCUCGACCUUUAACCCCCCUGUCCGAGGAUCCCAAUGAUAUGAAGGCUAUAACACCGGGGCACUUUCUAAUAGGAGAGAAUUUACAAGCUUAUUCAGAGGAGGAUUUACAAAAGGUACCCGAGAACAGGCUUUCUCGUUGGCAGCACGUUGAGCAGCUUAAGCAGCAGUUGUGGUCAAGAUGGCAACAGGAGUAUCUAACAACAUGCCAGCAAAGAAGUAAAUGGAAAAGAGAUAACGACAGCAAAUUCGUCGUUGGUCAACUCGUGAUGUUAAAGGAGUCGGGCAGUUUACCCCUUGAAUGGAUUUUCGCAAGAAUUACUGAAGUACAUCCAGGACUAGACGGAAAAAACCGGGCUGUUACCUUACAAACCAAAACGGGGAUUUACAAACGAGCAAUCACUAAUGUCGCUCCUAUAUCCGAUUAA